AUGUCUAACGAAAGGUCUUCAGGUCGGCCAGAGCCGUUUGAACGCGCAGUACAGCAAUCCGACGAGGAGAGUGGUCCCGAGACCAAUCACGAUUUAAAAGAUGAGCACUUGGACAGCUGGCGUGGAUGGAUCGUUGUCACAGCAUCGGCCUCUUCCCUCUUCGUCUUCAUGGGCGUGAUUUACUCCUGGGGCAUCUUGCAGGCAGACUUGGCGCACAAAUCCAACAUGUCCUUGACCACGCUGACAUUCGUCGGCUCCUUGGCAACAUCAUUCAUGACUUCCAUAUGCAUCUUUGUCGGAAAGUCUGUUCGGAAAUUUGGUUAUAGAGAGACAGCCAUUGCCGGGGCAAUCUUGCUUGGCCUGGGAGAAUUUGCUUCGAGUUGGGUGACGCAUCAUCUCGGCGCGCUCUUUGUUACGCACGGUGUUAUAUUCGGCGUCGGAGGUGGAUUGACGAUAUUGCCGUGCUCUACAGCACCUCUGCAGUGGUUUCGAAAGCGCCGCGGUCUCGCAACAGGCGUCGUCUUUGGUGGCGGCAGUCUCGGCGCCGCUGUCAUGGGCGUGGCGACGAAUAGUAUGGUCGGCCGCAUCGGCGCACCUUGGACCUUUCGAAUCUUGGGAUUCAUGCUGUGGGCAGUGUGUCUUCCGGCGGCCUGCUUGAUGAAACAACCGGCUUCUACGCAAAACGCGAUGCCGAAGCUCCAAUGGCAUCGGUUUAAAGAAGUCGACUUCCUCAUCAUCUUCUUCGGGUCCGCCCUAGCUUGCUUCCCGCUCUUCAUCCCUCCUUACUUCAUCCCCAUCUUUGCUCGCUCAAUCAACCAAUCUGGGAAUACCGCCAUCAUUGGCUUGACGAUUUGGAACAUUGCCUCUACGGUGGGACGAGUCUGCGCUGGAUAUACUGCCGAUUCUCUACUGGGUCCUCUGAACAGCUUUCUCAUCUCACUGAUUUGCUGUGCAGUGAGCUCGCUUGCUAUUUGGCCCUUUUCCUCCAGUAUGGGGACUCUUGCUGUCUUUGCCGUGAUCAACGGCAUCGGCUGCGGGUCCUUCUUCAGCUUAUUCCCUACAGUUCUUGGCUCUGUCUUUGGUCAAGAAAACACCAUGGGAGUACUGCCCAUCAUGUGGGGAGGGUGGUUCUUUGGGUUCUUCUUCGUAGGUUUCGAAUUUGCCGUUCAAUUCAUCAUUUCACUAACAAAGAUCUAG
Molecule: messenger RNA, 1197 nt
Organism: Cordyceps militaris CM01
Lineage: Eukaryota; Fungi; Ascomycota; Sordariomycetes; Hypocreales; Cordycipitaceae
Product: monocarboxylate transporter, putative
Exons: 3
Coding region: 1-1197 (398 amino acids)
Biological process (GO): transmembrane transport
Cellular component (GO): fungal-type vacuole membrane
Molecular function (GO): transmembrane transporter activity
Source: RefSeq, a predicted model, not a curated record